Molecule: messenger RNA, 2240 nt
Organism: Chionomys nivalis (European snow vole)
Lineage: Eukaryota; Metazoa; Chordata; Mammalia; Rodentia; Cricetidae
Gene: Dennd1c
Product: DENN domain containing 1C
Exons: 20
Coding region: 7-2205 (732 amino acids)
Biological process (GO): endocytic recycling; endocytosis
Cellular component (GO): intracellular membrane-bounded organelle; cytosol
Molecular function (GO): guanyl-nucleotide exchange factor activity; phosphatidylinositol phosphate binding
Source: RefSeq, a predicted model, not a curated record
GAGGCCAUGCAGAUGGUGCCCAGGUUCUGUUUCCCUUUUGACAUAGAAAGGGAGCCGCCCAGCCCUGCGGUCCAGCAUUUCACCUUCGCCCUCACUGACCUGGCCGGCAACCGUAGAUUCGGCUUCUGCCGCCUGCGGGCCGGCGCCUGGAGUUGCCUCUGCAUCCUCAGCCACCUUCCCUGGUUUGAAGUGUUCUACAAGAUCCUCAAUACUAUGGGGGACCUCCUAGCCCAGAACCAAGUCUCAGAGGCUGAAGAACUCCUCCAGAACUUGCAGCGACACCCUCUUCCUGAACCAGGGUUUUCAGGGGAACCAGAGACGGGCAGCAGCUCGACCAUCUGGAGCAAGUGUGGGAUCCUGCCGCCUACUCUGGGGAAUAGCAAAUUGCUUUCUUGUUUUGUGGCCCCGGAUUCUGCCGGCUUGCCCUCUAUUCCUGAGAACAGGAAUCUCACGGAGCUGGUGGUCGCCGUUACGGAUGAGAACAUCGUGGGGCUCUUCGCGGCGCUGCUGGCUGAGAGAAGGGUCUUGCUCACCGCCAGCAAGCUCAGCACUCUGACAGCCUGCGUUCAUGCAUCCUGCGCUUUGCUCUACCCCAUGCGCUGGGAGCACGUCUUGAUCCCCACGCUGCCCCCGCACCUGCUUGAUUACUGCUGUGCGCCCAUGCCCUACCUCAUCGGAGUCCACACCAGUCUCUCUGAGAGAGUUCGGGAGAAAGCACUGGAAGAUGUUGUGGUGUUGAACGCUGACUCUAACACGCUGGAGACACCGUUUGACGACAUGCAAGCACUGCCCCCAGAUGUCGUGUCCCUGCUGAGGCUUCGGCUAAGGAAGGUGGCUCUGAGUCCCGGGGAAGGGGUGUCCCGUCUCUUCCUCAAAGCCCAGGCUCUGCUCUUUGGAGGGUACCGCGACGCGCUUGUCUGCAUCCCGGGUCAGCCGGUGACCUUCAGUGAAGAAGCCUUCUUGGCUCAGAAGCCGGGGUCGCCGCUGCAAACCUUCCACAAGAGGGCAGUGCACCUGCAGCUGUUCAAGCAGUUCAUCGAAACCCGACUGGAGAAACUCAAUGCUGGGGAAGGCUUCUCAGACCAAUUCGAGCAAGAGAUCGUUGCCUGCUGUGGGGCUUCCUCAGGCGCCCUGCGCUCCUACCAGCUCUGGGUAGAGAGUCUUAAGAAAGGUGGCGAUGCCCUCCUGCAUUCAAUGAAGGCCAAAACCCGACCAGCUGUCAGGAACAUGUACAGAUCGGCGAAGAGUGGCCUGAAGGGUGUGCAGAACCUGCUAAUGAUUAAGGAUGGAGACUCUGGCCUUCAGAGGGGGGGCUCCCUGAGAACCCCGAGCCUCAUCAGCCGCUCAGAUCGCCUGCAACAGCGCCUGCCUAUCAGCCAGCACUUUGGGCAGAACAGACCCCUCCGCCCUAGCAGGAGAUUCAGGCGGGAAGGAGUACCUUCCCAACCCCUCGGAGAGAGGAGUCCUACCUUGAGCCCCAAGGACACCCAGAGUCCCUGGGCAGAGGAAACUCUAGAUGGCAGCUUCCUGGGGUCUGGAGAACUGGAUCUGUUGAGCGAGAUUUUAGACAGUCUGAGCGUGGAAACCAAGAGUGGUGGCCGGCUGAGGGCCAGCCAGAGCUUGGACUGCUGCCAGCAGGAGGCGUCGGAGAGCUGCUUCAGCCUGCCUGACAGCCCAGCGAGGUCACCAUGGCAACUAGAAGAUGAUGUGCAAUCCCUGGAAGCCCAGCCCUGGUCCUUGCCAGAGGACCUGCCAUCUCUGCAGGACACCCCAUCUUUAGAGGUGGCAAGCUAUUACGAGAACUGUUCUGAGCCGCCCUCAGACAUCUCUCCUCCGGCAUCUUCAGCCACUUCAGUAGACCCAAGCAGCCGAGAACCCGAGUGUCCUGCUCCCACCGAGCUGGACCCUAGAAUCCCACAAAGCCCUUGCUCCAGGCUCCUCAUAGUGCCCACUCAGUCCAGCCCUCCAGAGAGCCCCCAAGUUCUUGCCUCCACAGAGCACAACCCUGACACUGUUGGGACAUUACAACCCAUUCAGUCUCCCUCACACUCCAGUUCUCCAGAGAGCCCCAGAAACCAGCCUCUCCAGGUCCUGAGUGAUCAGACUCGAGCCCAAACCCUCAAGGAGCAUGGAGUUACCAACCGGCAGGGGCCCCCAGUCAGGCAGCCUCGCGUGGCUGAACUGAAAAAGUGUUUUGAAAAAUAAGAACAAGGGUGCAGAAGCACCCAGCUCCCAAUAAA